GAUCAAAUGCUGCACAUAAAAACAAAUCAGCGCGGAAGUGUUUGAAUAAUGGUGAGGGAUUAUAAAUGAGGGAGAAACAUCCUCGGAUGCUGUUUUUUUGUGUCUUGGCUCUCUUCUCUGCCGGAUGUUUGUCGAAUCUUAAAGAAAAGCAUGAGUCAGUGUGUUAAUCACAGGAUCUUUGAGGGAAGAGAUUAAGUGAUUUGCCGGUUACUGACUCUCUUUCAGACAAACAUUCCCAAUAAUUCCCAGAAGCCGGAGGCACAUGCAGGUGUAUUGAUGGGAUCUCUGCGUGCUUCGGUCGGUCUCAGACGUGCGCUGACACGUCUGUCAACAAGAAAAACACUUUCCCUGCAGAGCAGCGAGGAUCUCAUGUCUGUGAUGAUUAUCAUAAUCAGCCUGAACAUUACCUGCAACAUAAACCCAUCGCCAACUCAGAAAUUAACACUACUGUUACGGGACAUAAUGAUGGUGAUGGACUAUCAUAAUUGAAUUUGAAAAUACAGCAAUAAAUCUCGAACUGAAUAUUAUAUAUAUAUAUAUUCAAAUGCUUUAGCAUAGAAUAAUGUACACACUCGUAUAGAUUAGUUAGAAGCUGAGUUUAUUUCAGUAGCUGCAGGUUGCAUGUGGAGUUUGUUUGAGCUCCGCCUCUAAACCUUUGACCCCCACAGAAACUAUCUGAACUAUUUCAACACACACACACACAGAGAGAGAGAGAGAUUGUGUGUGUGUGUGUGUGUGUGUGUGUGAGAGAGAGAGAGAGAGAGAGAGAGAGAGAGAAUGUGUGUGCGCGUGUGAUGUGAUGUCAGUGGAUCAUGGAGCCUCGCUCUGACCGCGGUGUGUCGGAGUCUCCUGGCCGCACGGACGCGCUUCUAACUCGGUUACUUUUGCUGCGGAGCCCCGCUGAACGGAGCUAAAGCUGGAGGGUCGGAUCGGUACCGAUGGCUGAUCCUCUGCGGAGGACAAUUCUAGCCAAACUCAGGGGCAAGAAGCCCAAAGGGAAAGACGCGGGGGAAGGUAAAGAAAAAGUUUCUCAAACGCAGACAGAGAGAGAUUACAUUUCACAUGCGAUGAUGUGCGAGGAGCGGCGUGUGAACGCGCACGGAGUUCCCGCUGAUCAAAGGGAACGCGGAGACUCGAUCGGCUUCAGCGGCUGCGGUUUCAAACCCCGACGAGGGGCUUUAAAGCUAACAGAUGGUCAAGAUCUACAGAGUAAACAACCAAAUGCUGCACCACUCGGCCAAAAGGCCGGGGACAACAUGAGCGACUUUGAACGUCACUUCAGGGUUCCCCAGCCUCACGUGUGUGACGCGGAAAGCGAUUUAAUCCAGCUCAUAGAGAGUUCCCUGGAGUAUCAUGGAGAUUUUAGGAUACAGGGUCCGACUUUUUUCCCCACUGAUCUGGAAAUAACCGUGUCCCCCGGGCUGAGAGACGGGGCCCCUCGACACCACUCGGUCGAGAGCGAGGACGACGAUUAUUACGAUAACCAGAUUCUGCCCUUUUAUGACGUGAAAGAGCGGAACACGUCAAUAUCGGCGUCGGACGCGAGCGAAACCGACAGACUGAAGUCCCAGCUGAGAGACGCGUAUUAUUUGCUGAUAAACGCGACGCACGGGAUCAGUGUCGACGGUCAGCUCGAAGAUCACGGGUUCGGGGAUCAGUCCAGCAGCGCGUCCCACGACAGCGUCAGCACAGAGAGCGAUUCCGCUUCAGCGUUCUCCGCGUUCCUGACGCAGAGCAGGAGCUUGCGGAACAUUCGCGACGCGCGUCCCAAGCCGACGCUCCAGCGGUCGGUGAGCGAUAGCGAGGUGAAGUACGCGUCGAACCGCGAUGAAGAGCCGCGACGCGCCGUCGCAUCGGGUCUCGAUGUGCAACAGGUGGAUCCUACGGAAAACCUCCCGACGCCUGCGUCAUCGCGUCAAUCCUGCGACGACGCAGCGGUGCCCAAACACCCCGGAGUCACCGUCAACAAGAUGCAAGAGUGGAUGCAGAGAGGUCGCGUGCUGUCGUCCGAGAUGAAGCAGAGGAUCGCGGGCUCCAAGCUGAGAGCCAGUCACGUGAUGCAGCAGACAGCACCGCUGGAGUUCGUCUCCGGUCCGUCUGUAUUUCAGCGAGACUCCAGCGCACAACAGGCUCCGCUCAACCACAUCACCGUCUCCAAAAAACGGCAGUGGCUCCAUCAGAGCUGCGCUCGGCCCGUCCUGAAGCCCGAGGACGUCACAGCGCCCCCUGCAGCCGAGGAGGAGCACACACACCCACAAACACACCCUCCAUCGAACAAUAACUCACGUCUAACAGACAAAGAAGCGCCGAACCCAGCCGAGGAUAGCGAGGGAGAGAUCUGGUACAACCCCAUCCCGGAGGAUGAAGAGGCGUAUCUUCCGAACUGUGUUCCCAACAUCAGAAUCCAGACGGGACGAGGAGGAGCGGAUCGAGACGAAAGACAGACGCAAGAGGAGAGCAGAGCCACAGAUCCUUCAGAGCAAUCCACUGGUGGACUUUCUCUCUCUUCUACUCCCAGUCCAGCUAAAAGGAGCACUGCUAUCAACUGGUCUUUUCCUGAUAGAAUCAAGUCACCACGGACUGUCCGAAAACUGUCCAUGAAGAUGAAGAAACUGCCUGAUCUGAGUCGGAAGCUUAGUGUUAAAGGGACCCCUUCUAGCACUGUGGCCAUCAGCAACAGCCAAUCAGAAACCAGGGCGCACUCACCUACAGCCAAUGGGAUGGCAGAGUUGGGCAAGUCCCAGCCCAGACGGUCCCCGGCGGGUGUGAUGACUGCAUUGGCGAGUGGUAAUGUUAUUUGGCGAUACCAUCUCGACAGCAGUGUUUCUACGCAGCACAACUUUGACAAGAGAAGGAGCAACACCAGUGGCGUUCCCAAAUCGGCCAGUAAGGGAGGUUACCUAAGUGAUGGAGAUUCACCUGAACUUGUAGCCAAGUCUGGCAGGCACGGGAACUCGGAAAGAAAGAACGGGAAAGCCCGGGACAGGGAUCCCAAUGGGAAUGGUGGAAGUCCGAAGCUCCCUGGUACGGAGCUGGAUAUCGAUGCCUUCCGUUCGUACAGUUUCUCAGAGCAGCCAAAGUCGCUAACGUACAUCUCUGGACUAAUGAGUCUGCACUUUUAUGGCGCAGAGGACCUGAAGCCACCGCGGGUUGAUUCACGUGAUGUUUACUGUGCCAUCCAGGUGGACUCUGUCAACAAAGCUCGUACGGCCUUGCUGACCUGUCGGACGGCCUUCCUUGGCAUGGACCACACCUUCAACAUUGAGCUGGAGAACGCUCAGCACCUCAAACUUGUCGUCUUCAGCUGGGAGUCAAUGCCACGAAGGAAUCGAGUGUGUUGCCAUGGAACUGUGGUUCUCCCGACCCUGUUUCGUGUGAGAAAGACGCACCUGCUUGCAGUCCGCCUGGAACCACGUGGAAUGAUCUACGUGAAGCUGAGCCUCAUGGAGCAGAAGCAGACCUCUCUUGAUGGACAGGAGGGGGAUCAUGAAAUGCAGGUGUUUGGCCUAGAGGCUCGGCGCGUGGUGGAACGGGAAGCUUCAGGAUUAAUGGUUCCACUGCUCAUCGAGAAAUGCAUCUCUGAGAUCGAGAGGCGGGGUUGUCAGGUGGUGGGUCUGUAUCGUCUGUGCGGUUCGGCUGCGGUGAAGAAGGAGCUGCGGGAAGCGUUCGAGAGAGACAGUCACUCCGUCGAGCUCUCGGAAAACAACUACCCUGAUGUUAACGUCAUUACAGGCGUGCUGAAGGACUAUCUCCGAGAGCUUCCUCAUCCUCUCAUCUCGAAGCCUCUCUACGAGUCUGUUCUGGACUCGAUGGCCAAGAGGCCGCUGCAGAUGGAGAGCGGCGUCUGUGAGAACGACCCGGUCGACUCGGAUCACGCCGUCGGCUCACUGCGGAUCCUGCCGGAGGUUGAGAAGGCGACCCUGCGGAAGCUUCUGGAUCACCUGAAGCGCGUGGCGUCCCAUCACGAGGUCAAUAAGAUGACCUGUCAGAACCUGGCGGUGUGUUUCGGGCCGGUUCUGCUCGGUCAGAGACCCGAGGCGUCCUGCCACGGGAAGCGGGUCUUCAUCGACUCCGAGGAGCUCGCAAGCGCUCUGCACUUCAAGGAACACAUCGAGGUCCUUCAUUACCUGCUCCAGCUCUGGCCGGUUGUGAAUGCUCAGAGUGAAUCUUCUACUUCAGUUCCUGCCCCAGUGGAGUCGCUCCCAGCAACAACAUCUGCCGUAAGAAGGAGGAAAGAGCGUCCACAGGUGGUGAAUCUAACCGAUGAGGACAUGGCAGGUGUUUUGAGGCCUAGAGCUGGCCGCGUGGACAGUCCCAGUAACCGCUACGCCGGGGACUGGAGUGGAUGCCAGGAAACAUACCUCCAAACGACUUCCCCAGAGGAGGCAGACUAUGACGAGGUUCCCACCGAAGAUCCUCCAAACACAGGACAGGAGGACUUAUCAAAGGGUACUGGAGAUGUAAUCUCAAUACAAGAGUUACCCGAGGUGGACGAGGCAGUGGAGAGGGUUGAGGAAAUGCAGAUAGGAGAGGAAGAGAGUGAAGAAGAGAAUACAGAAGUUUUGGACAAGCUACAAGUUGAGGAACCACUUUCCAUCCGCCUCUGCGAUCAGAUCCUUUCUGAUCACAAGGAGCACAGACCCUACCAUCCCUACAUGAAGAUUCAGGAGAUAAGCCCAGUCCUAAACAACAGGAUCAACCUGCGGGACCUGCAGGAGAGCAUUGACACUCUUAUCGGCAACCUGGAAAGGGAGCUCAACAAGAACAAGCUCAACAUAGGGUACUGACUCUUUAACCGUACGGUCGAGAUAUGCUAGUGAUUGCCUAGAUACAUCAGCGCUACGUAACUUUCUUGCUCCCAUGCAAACUUGGGAUGCAUGUACAAGAAGACAUUCCUCACUUGGGAUUUUUGUUUUCAUUUGUUUCCUGGUCUCCUUGUUGUUGAGCUAAUCAUUGUUUUUCUUCUUAUGAGAAGAACUCUGUGAACCCUGAGGGGUGCACCAGGUGCCUUCAUUUGUGUUACAACCGCAAGAGCUUUUUUACUUUCUACAGAUGUACAAAACAUUACGAUGAAAGCAAUGCACUUAUGGGGCCUGCUGUUAAAUGCAUGGCCAGUUCAGGUACAGGGGUGAAGCCUUAUGAUGAGAGAACUAGAUACUGUAGAUACUUCCCUAUACCAUGGGUACUCAGUCCUGUUCAUGGAGAUCUAGCUUCCACUUCAGUUUCAACCCUACAAACACCAGAUAAUCAGGGUCUUGGGGUUCCCUUAAAGAGGUAGACCACAAGAGCAGGAUUGAGUAACAUAUCCUAACCCCAGACCUAUGACUCUGAACACUACAUCAGGGAUUCAAAUGCAAAUUACCUACUGAGGAGAUGGUGUUAGACUCCCUAAACUCUGAAUGCUAAAUCCAAACCCUAACCCGGCUCUAAACAAGGGGUGUCCCGUCCUGCCUUUGGAAAGCCACCUUCAUCUCUAGCUCUAAUUAAACACACUUAAUCCAGAUAAUCAAGGUCUUGGGAUUCACUUAAAGAGGAGUUAGAUCACCAAGAGUGUAAUUGAGCACCCGACCCUGAACCCUACAUCAGGGUACUUAAAAGCAAAUUUCCUAGUAAGGUGGUGUUAGUCGGUAAUAUAAAAUCCCUGCACUGUAUGUUAUACCUUAACCCUAUCCUAAACCUCACACCCACUGGUCUUCAGUCCUGGACCUGGAUAUCCGGCUUCCUACAGUCUUCACGUAUUAAACACACUUGAACAAGCUAAACAAGUUCUUGAGAUUUGCUUAAAGAGGAGGUAGAUCACCAAAAGUGGAAUUGAGCACCCGACCCUGAACCUUACAUCAGGGUACUUGAACGCAAUUUACCUAGUGAGAUGGUGUUAGUUGGUAAUAUAAAAUCCCUACAAUGCACUCCCUAAACUCUGAAUGUUAUAUCUUAACCCUAUCCUAAACCUUACACCCACAACACUGUGUUCAGUCCUGGUCCUGGAUAUCCGGCUUCCUACAGUCUUCACGCUUUAAACACACGAGCUAAACAAGUUCUUGGGAUUUGCUUAAAGAGGAAGGUAGAUCACCAGGAGCAGGAUUAAGCACCCCAACCCAACAACCAUGAACCUCAUAUCGGGUCUCAAACGCAGGUGAUGUUUGCUGGUGGUUUGAGAAUAUACUUGCAAUAUACUCUCUAAACUCUGAAUGCUAUAUCCAAACCCUAACCCUAUCCUAGCCCUAAACAAGGGGUGUCCCGCCCUGCUUCUGGAAAGCCACCUUCAUCUCUAGCUCUAAUUAAACACACUUAAUCCAGAUGAUCAAGGUGUUGGGAUUCACUUAAAGAGGAGUUAGAUCACCAAGAGUCUAAUUGAGCGCCCGACCCAGAACCCUACAUCAGGGUACUUAAAAGCAAAUUUCCUAGUGAGGUGGUGUUAGUCGGUAAUAUAAAAUCCCUGCACUAUAUGUUAUACCUUAACCCUAUCCUAAACCUCACACCCACUGGUCUUCAGUCCUCGACCUGGAUAUCCGGCUUCCUACAGUCUUCACGUAUUAAACGCACUUGAACAAGCUAAACAAGUUCUUGGGAUUUGCUUAAAGAGGAGGUAGAUCACCAAGAGUCUAAUUGAGCACCCGACCCUGAACCUUACAUCAGGGUACUUGAACGCAAUUUACCUAGUGAGAUGGUGUUAGUUGGUAAUAUAAAAUCCCUACAAUGCACUCCCUAAACUCUGAAUGUUAUAUCUUAACCCUAUCCUAAACCUUACACCCACACUACUGUGUUCAGUCCUGGUCCUGGAUAUCCGGCUUCCUACAGUCUUCACGCUUUAAACACACGAGCUAAACAAGUUCUUGGGAUUUGCUUAAAGAGGAAGGUAGAUCACCAGGAGCGGGAUUAAGCACCCCAACACAACAACCCUUAACCUUUUUUCAGGGGUCUCAAAUGCAAAAUACCUAGUGUUUGCUGGUAGUUUGAGAUCCUUGCAACAUACUCUCUAAACUCUGAAUGCUAUAUCCUAGCCUUAACCCUAUCCUUACCCUUACACCCUAAACAAGGGAUGCCUAGUCCUGUUCCUAUUAUCGUUUAACUUUCAUGCAGUUGCGUUGAAGAUAAAUUUAGCUUGAAGGUGGCUCUUCAGUAGCAGUAUCGAACACCCAACAUCCCUUCGAUUCAGGGAGCGACUAACGCUGCUGGGCAAGUUGAGGUUGUGGUCGUAAAAGAAUAAAACUGUGACUGUUUAAGCUUUUUUUCCUUGUAAAAAUAUUUCAGACGUCCCCUUAAACAAGCUAUGGACAGCUGAAGAUGAAUAUGCUUGUAGUAAGUAGUAAAAUACAUAUUUAAUAAUAGUCAGGCAGAACUUUAAUGCGAGGUUUUAUGACUACAUUUAACUUAAAAUUGUUAACGUUUAUUUUGCCGCUAAACACAUACUGAGUGGAUAAAAUUUCACUUUAAAUUAAAAGAGCAAUCUAGUCCCUCCAUGGUAACAACCUUUUGAUCAUUU
Carassius auratus (goldfish) is the source of this 7483-nucleotide messenger RNA. Its product is annotated as rho GTPase-activating protein SYDE2-like. Gene Ontology annotation, biological process: cell migration; regulation of Ras protein signal transduction; signal transduction. Bases 939 to 4787 code for a protein of 1282 amino acids. The record is from RefSeq and is a predicted model, not a curated record. Lineage: Eukaryota; Metazoa; Chordata; Actinopteri; Cypriniformes; Cyprinidae. Gene Ontology annotation, molecular function: GTPase activator activity. Gene Ontology annotation, cellular component: synaptic membrane. The transcript is spliced from 8 exons.